AUGACGUCAACCUCAAGUGAAUUAAAUUUUUUAAAGGAAAUUAUCGAUAUACCUCGAGAUCAUUUACCAGAUCCAGAAGCCGAGAAUUUGCCGUCAAGCAUCGGCUUCCCUCAGGAGUCAACAGCUGAUUUGGACAAACGUUGGUCAGAUACUGGGAUUGAUCGUAUCCCUUUAAAGUUUCAAAAGUUAAAACCCUUUUGA
Thelazia callipaeda (thelaziosis nematode) is the source of this 201-nucleotide messenger RNA. Lineage: Eukaryota; Metazoa; Nematoda; Chromadorea; Rhabditida; Thelaziidae. The record is from the annotation of a GenBank genome assembly.